Molecule: messenger RNA, 678 nt
Organism: Eucalyptus grandis
Lineage: Eukaryota; Viridiplantae; Streptophyta; Magnoliopsida; Myrtales; Myrtaceae
Product: wall-associated receptor kinase-like 22
Exons: 1
Coding region: 1-678 (225 amino acids)
Biological process (GO): cell surface receptor signaling pathway; protein phosphorylation
Cellular component (GO): plasma membrane
Molecular function (GO): protein serine/threonine kinase activity; ATP binding
Source: RefSeq, a predicted model, not a curated record
AUGCGCUUGAGAAUUGCUGCUGAAGUUGCCGGGGCUCUUUCUUAUAUGCAUUCUUCUGCAUCAAUACCGAUUUACAAUCAAGACAUCAAGUCGACCAGUAUAAUGUUGGACGAGAAGUACAAGGCAAAGAUAGCGGACUUUGGGAUUUCCAAAUUUGUUGCCAUAGACCAAACCCACGCGACGACGCAAGUGCAAGGAACCUUCGGGUACCUUGAUCCAAAAAACUUCCGAUCAUGUCAGUUUACCGACAAAAGUGAUGUUUACAGUUCUAGUGUCGUCCUUACGGAGCUCUUGACCAGUCAAAAGCCAAUCUCCAUGGUUAGGCCUGAAGAGUACAGAGGUUUGGCAACAUACUAUAUACUUUCCAUGGAGGAGUACCAUUUAGUUGAUAUUCUUGAAGGUAAGGAAGAAGAAAUCAUGGCAGUUGUUUUCCUUGCAAAGAGAUGGUUAGACCUCAAGGGGAAGAGACGACCAUCAAUGAAGGAAGCAGCUAUGGAGCUGGAGAGGAUAAGAAUGUUGCGAAAUCCUUCCUGUGGUGUACAAAACCACAGCGACAUAGACUUUUCAAGCAACAGCAUCGGCUGGGAUGAUGCUUGGACAUCCAUGAGGUCAGAUCUAGAUGUGGAUCUGAUAUCUUUUCCGGAUGUUCAUCCACUUCUAGAUAUUGAAUCUUGGUGA